AUGGCGUUCCUUUCAGCGGCAAGGCUUGCCGCCUUCGUUGGCAUUUGUUCCUCCAUUCUCGCCGUCCAAGGUCACUCCGAUGCUCACAACCACUAUGGCUUCCCCGGGUCUGGUCAGAAUGCGCCUGUCGCUCAGGGAGCGGAUGACGGUCACGGCCGACUUGACCCGAUCUACCUAUAUACCCACGGAAUUAUCGCCGCCCUUGCCUUCGUAAUCCUUUUCCCUCUCGGUUCCAUGCUCAUUCGCUUGCUUCCUGGCCGUAUGGCCCUCUUCGCCCAUGCUUUUUGGCAACUGUUUACGCUACUCGUCUAUUUGGCCGCUGUUGGACUUGGUAUACACCUUAUCAAGCAAGAUCCGAGCUUGCUGACUUCUUACUUGCCAUCAAUCAAGAUGGGGGAAAAAGAGCUCAACUACCACCCAAUCAUCGGCAUCUUUGUCCUCGCACUCCUGUUCAUUCAACCGCUAGUUGGGUUCUUCCACCACAAGGAACAUAAAAGAGAUCGCCGCCGUGGAUUCUGGUCAGCCCUUCACCUCGUAAUCGGAAAGACUGCCAUCACGGUUGGAAUGAUCAAUGGCUAUAUAGGCCUAAUGGCAGCAAAGGAUCAAGACAGGUUAGGUCAAAGGCGCAGGCAGAAACUCAUAACAACCUAUGUCGCUGUCGCGCUGACCCUCUGGCUACUAUGGACUGCCAUGUCAAUGUGGUGGGAGUGGAAAAGGCAUAGGACGAUAAAGGCGGAAAAGGAGCUGGAGCGCGCCCUCGCCGAAGAUGGGACAGGUGUUGGCGCCGACCGCGGAAUGAACGGAAUGGGAAAUGGAAGGCCGGUCAAUGAUAUGAGCGAUACAAGGCCGAGGGAGGCACCCAGGAAAGCGAAGAGAUCAAGAAGUCGAGGCUGA
Messenger RNA from Sordaria macrospora k-hell, 894 nucleotides. RefSeq lists its product as uncharacterized. NCBI's taxonomy places the organism in Eukaryota, Fungi, Ascomycota, Sordariomycetes, Sordariales, Sordariaceae. The record is from RefSeq and is a predicted model, not a curated record.